AGGGAGGAUGCGGGGCUCGGUGCGGCCCCAGGGGCGGGUUGCCCAGGGUCGCUGACAGGCUGGGACCCCUGGGGUCAUGGAUGGGGGGGUCACGGCCCCCCUCGAUUGUGCUGGUCCUGCUGCUUGCGUUACCGCCCAUCUUACAUACGGCAGGAGGAGUGGGGGAAGCCGGCAUUGACCUCUUGGCGUCCCUACAGCUGCACAACACCAGUCACCAAGGUGUCACACUCGCCCCGGGGCCGCAGCGGCUACGUCCUGCCUUCUAUCUGCAAGGAGACUACCGGGAUUUACGACUGCCGGCCAGCGUCUACCAACAAGCUGUGGAAUUGUUACGAGGCAACCCAGAGUUUACGGUUGCGGCAAGCCUGCGCCAGGAGGAGUUUAACUCCGGCACCAUCGUCGCCUUCUCUCACGGCUUUAACAGGUAUUUAGAACUUCAAUCAAGUGGUCGUAAGGAUGAGAUUCGGCUGCACUACACUGGCCACGAUUCUAUUGUGCACAUUGAAACCUUCCCGUACCGUUUGGCAGACAACGUGUGGCAUAAGGUAGCAGUGAGCGUGAGUGGGUCGCAGGUAGAACUGAUGGUAGACUGUCACCCGCUCUACCGUCGUCUGCUCAGUCGCACACCCGACACCAACUUCACCCUGCCACAACUCACCCUCUGGGUUGGCCAACGCAACAACAAACACUCUCUUUUUAAGGGCACACUACAAGAUGUAAGACUGAUCACAGGCCCCCACGGCUACCUGAACCAGUGUCCCCACCUGGAUACCAGCUGUCCUACCUGUGGACAGUUCUCUGUACUGCAGAACACCGUGGAAACCCUUACCAAACACCUACAGGAUCUCUCCCAAAGACUGAUAGCAGUAGAGGGCAAGAUCAGCAGGUUAGAAGAGUGCGAUUGUCAAAAGUCAUGUACAGUAAAUGGCAGCAUACACGCCGACGGUGCGUCGUGGCAGCAUGAUUGUGAUAUUUGUUCGUGUGUUCAUGGAGAAGUUCAGUGCAGACCUGUACAAUGCCCCCCUGUAAACUGUAAAAACCCCGUAUUGAACCCCGGAGAAUGUUGUAAGAGUUGCCUUAAGCAAUGUUAUCUACGAGGGACGCUGUAUGACCACGGAGACUCUGUGAGUCUCAAGCAGUGCGUCGAGUGUGAGUGUCGCGACGGUUCGAUGCAUUGCACCCGCAUCGAUCCCGAGACCAUGUGUCCUCCACUCACCUGUCCACCCAGCCAACAGUUCAGCGUCCCAGACGAGUGCUGUAAAUUUUGCCCAGGUGUGGACUACUGUGGCAAGGGACAUGAGUGUCACAGUAAUGCAAGUUGCCUUAACCUGGAGACGACUUACGCAUGUCACUGUAACACCGGCUUCUCAGGAGAUGGCCACACAUGUUACGACAUAGAUGAGUGCCAGAGCCAGGGAGGACUGGAGGGUCAUCACUGCCACUCUAACACGAGGUGUGUAAACACUGCCGGAGGUUACGAGUGCGAGUGUCUGCCGGGUCAUCGACGGCUCGACAGGUUCAACUGUGUGGAGGUGGACGAGUGUUCGACAGGGACACAUCAGUGUGACGCACACGCUACCUGUAGGAACACUCAGGGCAGUUACCACUGCCUGUGUCAGGACGGGUACACGGGAGACGGAUACAAGUGCACUCCGGUGUGUCCUCAGACGUGUCUCAACGGUGGGGAGUGUGUGAGGCCGGGAGUGUGCCAGUGUCGCAAGGGUUACGUUGGGGACAGCUGUGAGGCAGACCUGGACGAGUGCACUGCAGGCCUACACCAAUGCCAACCGUCAGCUGUGUGUGUCAACAUGCCGGGUUGGUACUACUGCCGCUGCAAGCCCGGCUAUCGCAGCACAAUACUGCCCGACAACACUCUAUCUACUACCUGCACAGACCUAGACGAGUGCAGCAAUGGAAGUCACAGCUGCCAUCCGAGCGCUGAGUGUGUAAACACUGACGGAGGGUUCCAGUGUUCCUGUAGCCACUCAACUACAGAAGACCCAACCAAGGGGGAUCAGUGCAAACUGAGCUGUAUGCUGGAGGGUAACGAGAUAGAGAAUGGUAUGACAGUUACACCACCUAACGCGCCCUGCAAACGUUGUACGUGCGUGGACGGCGUGCUGAGCUGUCAGGAGCCGAUCUGUGACUGUGCAGCGCAGGGGAGUGACCACAACAAGUGCUGUCCGCAGUGCGACCCUCGCGCGGCGUGCAAACAUCAGGAACUGAGACAUGUGGUCUUCCGCAGCGGAGAACGCUGGAUAUACCAGUGUCAGACUUGCGAAUGCCUUUUUGGUGAGGUGGACUGCUGGCCGAUGGAGUGUCCCCCCACCACGUGUCCUGACCCUCUACUGACGCCUGGCGACUGUUGUCCUCGCUGCCUCAACGACCCGUGCGCCCUGGAGCCUUCCAACACCACCAGCGGCCAGCCCUGCACCUACGCCGGGCGACUCUACGACUCUGGCAGCUACUGGAACGACCCUUACGAUAAGUGCACCGCGUGUAACUGUAAGGUGCCGUACUGCGCAACUUUGGUGAGCAAUUUGGCGUGUUGUGUGCAUCGGACGGACGGUUAUGCUGCACUUUUGACCUCCGCUGCGCUGCUGCUACUCAACUACCGCGACGAGCUACUUCCCCGACUCCACCGCCAUCGCAAACACUGCUUCACACGACUGCGGCUGAGCCUGCUAGUGCUAAUGACACUCGUGCUGUCCGCUCGACCCCACGAGGCUAACAUAGUUCCUUACGUGUGUUUUUGUGCAUUUUUACCGGAUGAUUUACAGGAUUUCUAUGUAUUUUCAUCUGCAUUGUGAAAUACGCUUUGCGUUACCUUGCGAGAAUGGAGGCCUUGAAAACUAUUUUGUUUUCUAGUAUUUAUUCGUACGUCGCCGGACCGACGUUACCCGAAGCUGUCUCGGCACCGUUAGAAGUACCUUAGCUCUCGACCCGAGGGGCUUUACCUGUGUACGUAUUUAGAUAGCUUAAGAUCGCCAAUCUUGCCCACAUCUGGUGCCAGUUUAAGCUUGCUUUACGAUACUUUUUUAUACUUUGAUAAGUGUGUAAAUACUAUAUACACGAGGUGUAUUUUGUAAAAACGCUUCGUACAUGUUUUUAGUAGUUUUUAUUAUGUUUUGCGACAUUUUAUAUUUUUUAUAAUUAUUUAUUUAUCUUUACGAUUUUUGUUGUCGCUAUUAUAGUUUCGUUCUUUUUUAAGUUGUGUAUUUAUGUGUAAAGUAGUACUUAGAAGAGGUUCUAAAUGUAAAUAGAUAUCUUUAUAAGGUUAAUUAUAUGUUUGUAGAUUUGCAACCUGUGGCAAUAAUACAAAAUUACUUCUAAUAAGCCUUAAUAUUGAAAAAAUAUUAAUAAUUCGUGCACUUUUGUUAAACAGGGCAGUUCAUUAAAAAAAUAAAUUUUACUUAAUCAUUGUAAGAGAUGUAAAAAAUAAUUUAUAAAAACCUUGUUGCGAUUAACCAUACCUCCUCUACUAGCUUUAAUAUUUAGGCUACAACAUUGUGAUACUUAUUCCAUGUUUAGGGCUUAACUAAAAUAACACCUUAGUUCAAAAAUUAUUAUUUUGAUGCAAACAAAUAUGAUACGCUUGUAAGCUGAUUUAUAAUACAAGGGUUCGAAUACAGAAAUAUUCACACAGCAUUUUUUUUUAUAAAAACACACACCUCAUAUUCCAUGUCACAUUUUCUGCCAUUGUAAAAACAAAACCCACAAAAAUCAACAACCGACAGAGUGUCCUAUUGCAGCAAUAGUACUGAUUAAAAUGUAAUGCAAUAUCAUAUUGUCUGUGUGUUUCCCCCUUAAAAAUUAUAUAAAUUAAUAUUCUUGAGCUCCGUUAACCGUCGCAACGAUAUAAUGACAAUCAUUCGCCAACGACAACUAUAUUGGAUCAGAUGUAGGCAAGAAUUUCCUAUCCUUGUAUAGAAUAUUUUAUAUUUAGUAUAUAAAUGCAAUAAAUUUCUUAAAGGUAAUAGUCUGCAUUGCAUAGAAUAUAAAUAUGUACAUUCCUUUAUAGGAAAUAGCUUGAGGCAUUCGGUCUAACAGUAACGCACAGUUUUUCUUCAUUGUGUUCUCUCAACGUUAGAUGUAAAAUAUUAAUAAUACUAUAACAGAGGUAAUAUGACAACAAAACCGAUACUAUUCAAACUUCAUCAAUCAUCACAUUUUACUUUCAGGCCUUUAAUUUUAGUUAAGUUUUGAACAGGUAUUUUCUGUAUAUUUAGAUUAAAUCUAUUCUUUAAAUCAAUUAUAAAAAAUCAUUUCCUUUAACAAUAAUUGUCCACAUUAUUUAUUUCAGUUUUUGAAGAUGAAUACAUUUUGGGAUUGAAGUACGUUAAACUAUAAAAGUAAAGAAAAAUAUUUAAUUGAAUAAAGUCAACAAAUAAUUCCUGAACUCAUCAAAAAUAAUAUACAUCAAAACUAAGUCUUGGUUGAUAUUCAAAUGAUUAAUAUCUAUUCUAAGUAAAGUAUUAUAAUUCACUUUAUUUUUUCCAAUUAAAUUUACAUUAACAGGUAUUUAAAGGUGAAAUACCAAUGUUCAAGACAAACAGUACCUUUUGCUUAAGAUUGUAAAAUUUGUAGCCAUUUGCAAAAUCACCAUAUGCAUACAAUAUUAAUUUGCUUUUAUACAUUGGGAUCUGCAUUCGCUUUGUAGUUUCAAACACAUGUUCAAACUUACUUGUACUAGUCUUACCAGGUAAAUGUGUGAUGCUAAGUCGUAGUAACCGAAUCGAGUGCCAAAUGGCAAGAACUGAGGAGGAGGAAGAAUUACCAGCGUAACCACUUACACAAGUAUGGUAUUUCGUUUGUAUUUAAGUCAAUAAUAAUACGAGACUGAUGAAAUGUAAAAAUAAAUAUGUAUGUCACUUAAGUAGGGCCUAACUUAAGAUUUGUAUUGUGAGAAAUACUGAUGAAAAUUGAUUGUAUCAGGGAAAACAAGCAAUAAUUUUUAGUUCAUAAGUUUCAACAAAAUUAUAAAAAAUAAUAUGAAGAUUAGCUCAAAUUUUGCUCUUUGCUAUAAUUGAAAAAAAUUUUUAACAGUUUUAACACUAAAGGCCAAUCAUAGAAUUUCAAUGUCAAUGUUUCGAGGUUGGUAACAACUUUUGAGCAAACUUUGGUUUAAACACAAAGGCUUAUUUUACACAGCUGUAGACUUUCAAAAUCUGUUGAUAAGCGUAAUAGCAUAAGGUAGCCAAUCCUAAAGUUUGUUUUCCUAAAGAGUAAAUAGCUAACAGUACAGACUACCUUAGGCCUGUGCAGUGCUGCAACAAUUUAACUGAGAACCCCCUGAAAAGUAUUGUUUUACAUCCCCUUUUAAGCUUUAAUUAAAAGAAAUAAAACAUAGAUAGCAUAUUUAUUUUUUUUUACUUCACUGAUGGAUCAUUGUAAUUAAUCAAUCAAGGAAAAUGAAGAAAAAAUAAAAGACCUAAAUUAAACAAGAUUUUAAAUGGCCCAAAAAUGUGUUUGUGCCAUUGGAUACCCACAAGUAGCAUGGACGAUUACACCACUGUACUUGUUAAAUAUUUAAGCAAUCCACAUUAUCACAGAGAAUAAGGUACAGAGGAAACACACUUAUGGGACAAUCGUGCGUAUGUUGUUAUACUUGUGACGAGCAAAGAAGAGCCCGAACAGCUAGCACUGUACAGAAAUUCUUAUCACCUAGGGCACAGGGUCUUCCUCACGAGGGCGAGGAGCACAGUUGGACUUUGCCCUAUACACCACUCAAGUGUACCAUGGAGUGUAUCCUAUGUUCUUUACUUCUCCGUGAAAUUAAGCGUAACUGAUAAACAAUAUUUUUGUUUUAAAUUGUAAAAUACAUGUUUAACAUUUUAAAUGUACCAGAACAAAAACAAGACAGUAAAUUAUAAGCUCGAGUCCGAAAAUUUCCUAGGGAGGAACAGGAAAUUAAUAAUCUAAGAAAUUUUGUUUAUGAAUUAAUUAAUAAUAAAACCUUUUUGGACUUCAUUUGUCUUAUUAACGGAAAAUCCAUAGCAAUAACUAUUACAGUAUCUUUGAAUUCAUUAAGCAUUACUGUAUUCAAGAUUAUGCUGUUGAACAACUUUAUAUUGAUUUUAUUUAACUUAAAACCAAAGUUUAUAUUAUUAUUACGUAGUAACUCUAUCUGUAACAGCAUGAUUUUAUCCUUUAUACGCAAUAGUUUUAGUUCCUAUGAAAAAUAUUGUAUUGUAGGAUUAAAACAAAAAAAAUUGUAUGAGAUUUACCAUAAUCUUAACUACUUUAAAUAACAUUACCAAAUGUUUUGAUACUUAUAUUGGUGAUGUCCCUUAGAAACCAAAGAUACAACAAAUAAUCACUAUUGUUUUUGUAUGAGUUUUUUACAACUGUUCUUUAAAAACAAAACAUGGAUAAGUUAAUUAACUUUCACAAGUGGUAGUAAGUUUAGUUAGUACCUAUUUUAAGCCAUAUUUCUUUACCAAACCCAUUUCUCUUUAGGCUAAAACAAAGCUUUAUCAAGCUUUAAGAGGCUAAGACAUUAUUGUUAGCAUUAGAAGUCUAUUAUUAUUGUUUAGAUGAACAAACCAAAGAAAACUAAUUGCAAAGAGUUGGAUGAACUUGAAUAAGAAUGGUCAUGUGUUAUUCAAAGUGAAAAUAACAUCUUACAAUAGUGAGCUAAUAUUAAGAAUGUUUCAUAACUACAAAAAAUUCAAAAUAAUGGAUUCUUUACAAUGCUAUUAGUUGGUUUUUAAAUCUAUUCAAACAGAAGGCACAUAAUCGAAUAUAGAGUCUCCAGUAUUUUUUAUAAUUUAAGUAGUAUCGUCUAGUCAUCUGUUAAUUUGGUAUUGAACAUAUAAAUAUUAUAUUAUAUAAAUAAGUAAGCUCGGCCUGAUACCUCAUAUAUCAUGAAAUACAUAUUUAUGCAGAUUUCAGUUAUCUAAUAGAAAAAUAGAAAUAAAUUGUUAUUAAUAAAUAAAUAGAUUGAACUUGUUUUAGUGUGUUUAUUUUUUGUGCUAAUAAAAAGAAAACAAU
Messenger RNA from Macrosteles quadrilineatus (aster leafhopper), 6993 nucleotides. Its product is annotated as protein kinase C-binding protein NELL2-like. The coding region runs from base 81 to 2810 and encodes 909 amino acids. The transcript is spliced from 17 exons. The record is from RefSeq and is a predicted model, not a curated record. NCBI's taxonomy places the organism in Eukaryota, Metazoa, Arthropoda, Insecta, Hemiptera, Cicadellidae. Gene Ontology annotation, molecular function: calcium ion binding; protein binding.